AUGGGGAAGUUUGGGAUUAUAAUGGGGUUGAUUGUCUUAUUGGGCCAAGUAUCCUCCAUUUCUGAAGGAAAUAAAAAGGAGGACCAGAGAGAAGUCAUUCUGAAAGAGUUGGUUGAGAUAUGGCGGAAGGGUGGAGGCUGGUACCCCCGUAGAGAACAACCAUCUCCAGAGAAUAGAAAGGAUGAACAAAUCCAUACAGUCCUAAGCAACAUUGUUGGAGGUCUUAAGUCUCUAGGACUCCUGCCCAAGAAAUCUAUUGGUUUACCAUCUCUUAACAAGCCACUUGACCGGAACAGGCUGUCAGGAUUUCUUUAUAACAUCUCAAUGUAUCUUCAGGAAAUGAGUGCUGAAAUAGAUGAUGAUCUGCCUUUCAGUGAUGAUCAUUUUUGGGAAAACUUGUUGCAUUCUUUCAUCCAGUCUGAUGGAAAAACGCCAUUAGGAGAUUGGGCUGGGAGGGUUCCUCCUCGACCAAGCUUCAGGCUUCAAGACCUCUUCCUCUCUCUAAGAGGCAGCCCACAUUGGGAUGGACUACUUGGACUGGUGCAGAGCAUCAUUACCCUCUUAGAACAGCAGCCACAAAGACCUCUUCUCACAUUUGUGUCACAGAACUGGAAGACCAUCAGUGCCUUGCUUGACACUGCUCUACAAGCUCUUGUCAGUGGGACCUAUAGCCAGGCCAUUGCAGGUCUGCAGGGAUUUAUCUGCAUCCUGAAAGGGCAAAGUGAUUGUGCUUUCAACCUGAGCUGGCUGCAGCAACUCCUGACAUACCUAGAGACAAGGAACUGGAAACCUGUGGUGAAUCUGCACCCUGCAGGAGUAUCCAGUGACCACAGGGAUGGUACCUUCUUGGCAGGACGUUUUAAGCCAUUUAGCAUUCCACCUGAGGCUUUACGUGAGGAAAACAAUAAAUCUCAAGACAUGGAGAGCCUUAGCUCUAUGCAAGCUCUAUUUCUGCAGGCCCUGUCAAAUUCAAACACUGGGGAAAGAGCAGUACAGUUUGCUGAGCGUAAUCCUGCCCUUGUCCAGGGUCUUGAUGGCCUCCGGCGUGGAUUCCUGCACAGAGUGGGUAGCACAGUGUACAGUAAUCUGAGGAGGAAGGUGUCACGUGUGACCAUGGCACUGCUGGAUGAUCUAGGUAGCAUGGCUGGUGAGCCACAGUCCACUCAGCUGGGAAGAUGUUCCGUAGGUGACCUGAGACAACUGAUAUUGUGGGGUAUUAGACAUAACCUGACAUGGAAUGCUCAAGCCAUGGGUUUCACCUCACAUGGUUUACCGAGUCGGCCAUCUUUGAUGUCUUGUUCAUCUUCAGAGACGGAAAAACACAACUCGAAACAACAGCAAUCACCGAAAAGAUCCAGACUCCUCCAGCCUCAGCCAUCGUUCCAUGAUCAAACAGAUUCAGAGCUGUUAGCCUCCGCAGAGAUCCUGGAAGCAGCCUGCAAUGCCUCCAUUCCAGGUCUCACCGGUGUUUCAAACUUUACUGUGUUUCUCUACUGUAAUCUGUUUGAUGGAGGUGAUGCAACGUUGGACCCGGAGGCUAGCCAUGUAGUUCCUGACCUGCAUGUCAGCUGUUCUAAUGCGGCAUGGUACCUCUCUGCUGCAGAGGAGGAUUUCCUGUGGGUACAUGUGUGCAGUGAAUUCUUCGCACAAGAUUUCAAUAAUACAGUAUGUGCCAACUCUUCCUUCUGGCUGCAGCGAGCCCAUCAGGCUGCUGUUACCAAGGACUACCAUUUCCUCAACCAAUCAAGUAUUGAUGACCUCUGCGUACAACUCUCCAGUGAAGUUGCUGGAAGUUCCACAAGUAUUGCAACUGAGGACUGCUUAGAACUGCUCAGUGCUAGAUCUCUAAGUGCACAAGAGUUCAGGAGGUGUUUUCUGCCUAACAACUCCGCUCUGAUAUUAGCCUUGUGUGGCAAUGCGUCAUAUCCAUUAGUUCACACUGGCUGGGCUGCAGAAUAUUGCUCCAAAAUCCUGAAUAAAGAUUCCCACCAUGACUCCAAAAAUGUUCUCUGUGACUUUUUAAAUUGGACUGCAGAGCAUUUCACCAACUCCGAUCUGCUUGAACUCUGUGGAGACACAGCAGGUCUGAGGGACUACAUCUGCAAGAACAUGAGUUUGUAUGUCAUGCUGGUUCCUAAGCAACCUAUACUCUUAGACUACUGCAACUCCAAAUCAGAACCAAAACAGGAGACCCAAUGUGUCCUCCAGCAGCUGUUUAACAUGCUGCCUGCCCCGUAUGAUUUUGACGCUCAUCAGCUCUGUAUAAAUCCUAUUCCUAUCCUACAGGAAGCUGUAUACAAAUUAAACCAUUGUGAGGGAGUUGUGGAUGAACGUGUGGGCUGGCUGGCCACUGUAAGCUAUGUGCUCCAAGUGUUAGAUUUUGUUGUGGGGCUCUCAGCAGGCCUUGAAGAAGGGGAACGCGAGGUCCGCCAGGGUCUCGGCCAAGCUAUUCUUCUGUCCAGACUUCUGGACAAUUCCUCUUUCUGGACAACCCUGAGGCCCGAUGCAUCUGUUAGUGUGCUCCACACUGUUGGUGUCUUUCUCAGACGGGAGCAGAAUCUCUCUCUUAAGGAAGAUCUUCUUAGCUGUUUUAGUCCUGUCCUCUGGGAUCUCAUUCAAAAAGAGGACAACUCCUCUGCAUUGAGAUUUUUACUACAGGAAUACCUCCAGAUGCCAAGAGAAAGAAUACGCACUCUAGUGUUGUCUGCAGAAAAAGAUGCAGUGAAAAGAUUUCUGUCUCAUGUACAUCAGAGCUGGGACCAGCUCCAAGUUGAGGCAGCACAGGCUUCCCCAAAGGAAAAGGAGGCCAUGGAGACUAUGACUGCAGCCUUCAUCCACAAAUUCCCACGUGUUACGCCAGAGCUAUUUGUCGACCUCUCACAGUUCAUCCCCUACAUGUCUGUAUCUGACAUAAUGAAUUUUCCUGCAUCGCUGAUUGCCAACGAUAGUGUGUUGAUGGCUAUUCGAGAUCACAGCUCGGAGAUGAAGACUCCUCAGAAACAAGCUUUCGCAAAACGUCUCCUACAGUCAAAUGCGGUAGGAGAUGUUUCCUCCUGGCCACCAUACUUUCUCACCUCAGUUCUUCCCCUCCUCCCACAUCUUCCUGUCAGCCACUUCCAACAUCUGACAUCCCAGCAGCUCAGCCCGCUGGUCGAACAGCUGGCUAAUAGCAGUCUGGAUGCCAUAAGGGGGAGACACGUGCUUCGCACCCUGUUCAGCAAGAGGAAGAAUCUCACUAGUGAGACAAUAAUGAGGUUAGGCAUCCUAAUAUGUUACAUGAAUUCAGAUGAACUGCAUCGUUUCCUGUCUAUACCCCCUGUAUCACCUGCUCUGUGGCAACAGCUUGCACAGUGUAUUUCAGAUGGCCAUGUCAGUGGAAAUGGCAGACUUUCCCAUUGGCUGGCACUUGCUCUCAAACCCCUUAAUGCCAGCUUGUUGUCUUCUCCGAUGCUGGCCUCUCUCCAUGGAGUUUUACCCCAACUUGGUGCAUCAUUCCUGCAAUCGUUAUCCUCAAAUGAUUUAUUGGAACUCUUCUCUCAGCCUGAUAUACCUACUUUCCCACCUGCACAGGCAUUCCAAAUUUUAAACAAAAUAUUUCAAGAAACAAAUGUCAGUGCCAACACAUUAUGCAGGCUAAAGCCAUUAUUUCGUGGUUUAUCUCCUGCUUUCUUGAGAAACUUGAUUGUACCUGACUCGAUGGGAACAGCAGAUUGUCAGUGUUGGAGCUCUCUGCUGAGCGACCUGCAGCCUGCUCAUCUUGCAAUGGUGCAUAGCGCACUACAGCAGGUUCUGGAGCAUUUGUCAACCAAUAACACACUCUACCUGCACUGCCUUUUACCCUUCAUUUCCUUGAAAAAACUGGCCACUGAGCUUGAUGGACAAACGAUCCUUCAUCACAUUCAUCUGUACAGAAACAUGUCCUGGUCACCUCAACAGGCUCAGUCGCUUUUCAGAAUGAUUCAGCAGACUGAAAACAUCACCCGAGAGACAGUACUACAUUUAGGCCGCAUUGCAAGUGGCAUGAGCUGUAAAAGCCUACAGCUUUGGGCCAAUGAAUCAGACUUCUCUGAACUGGUACGGUUUAUUACAGAGUUGCCCGGCGGAUUGAGGCCAGCUCUGAGGAAGUGUGUGGUAGAGGAACUUGGAAAAAGGCCAGACAUGGAUCUAGAGGACUUCGACCCAUCUUUCACUGCAGGAUUACCCGUGAGGAUGAUUGAGCGCCUGUCCAACGCAUCACUCUGGGCUGUCCUGAACCACGUUCGAAGAGACUUUAUUGAUUUCCUCGAGCUUCCACGCCACAAGCAGAUGACCUUGGCUGAGAAAGCUACUGAUGUGCUUGUGAGAGAAAUAGCUUUUGGAAACUUCUGCAUGGGUGGAAUAAUUGCUGAGGACAGAAUCUCCGGGGUCUCCAUGGACCUGCUGGGUCCUCUUCUCUUCUUCCUGGACAGGGACUUGUUGUCUCAGGUGGACAGAGAGGCUCUGAAGCUGCGCCUCGAGGACCUGAAACAGUAUUGCAUGCCCUCUGAUACCUUCAGAGAAAUGGCUUCUCUGCUUACAGAGAGAAGUAUUCUAGGAGAGCCAAAGUCAUGGACAGUAGGAGAUGUUGAGCAUGUAGACCGACUAGUGUUCACCCUGUCACCUCAACUGAUACGCUCUCUGCCACUGGAUGACUUAGGUAAAGACACGGUUGAGCAAGUCCUGCAAAGUCAGUGGCACUGGAAAGAGACCGAGCUUGGUAAAGUGUGCGCGGACCCGAAAGGAUUAAAAGACAAGAUUUACAGCUUAAUUCACAAAAUAAACAGAGGGCAGAGAUGGAGCAGAAGAGAGCCAAUCCCGACUUGUGCGGAUAUCAAAGGGACUUUUCCUUCAGCAUGGCGCUGGUAUCAACUUAAUCGAAUGAAGAGAAGAGAAUUGAAGGAGUGUGUUGAGUUCCUGGGUCAGGAUGGUUCUCUUGAUGCUGAGCAACGCUGGGCACUGUGGACAGAACUCCGACCGAUUUAUAAGCCAGUAAGGGCACUCAGACCAGCACAAGUACUGGAGCUGGGCUGCAUCAUCACUGAGAUGAGCGAGAGAGAGCUGCAGGCUGUGAACUUGUCUGACUUAGGUGUGGUGGCUCAUCUUGGAAGCUUUAAAGCAUGGAACCCAAGAAAAAGGAGAGCAGCUCUGCAGGGAUUCCUGCGCCGCCGCAAAGAGAAGCCUGAAGACCUUGGAGCGGUCGAGUUGGUUUCUCUUGGCAAUCUACUAUGUGGCUUCACUCCUGCAGAAAUUUCCCGUCUAGACCCAUUUAGCCUGAGCAUGGCUGCGAUGUUCCUGAGGGAGACAUUCCUGCCAUGCUUUGAGCAGCAGACUGAGGCUCUGACCGCUCGACUCUCCAGCCCUCUGGCCUUCGGUCCUGUCAGCGGUUGGAGCGCUGACAUUUUCACUGAGAUUGGGGUUCUGGCAGCUGGACUGGAUGACAUGGUGUUGUCCUCCCUUGUGAAGGAACAAAUAGAAGGGCUAACUCCAUUAGCAAUAUCCCUGAUACCUCCAAAAAAGAUGGCUGUUGUGUUCAGUGCAAGUCAGCUGUCAUGGCUGACCUCUGAACAGGCAUGGGCCGUGACAGAUGAGCAGUGGCAAAAGCUGGACAGUGAGCAGAAAGAAGCAUUAAGCAUGGCACUGUAUGAAGGGGAUGUGAUGCUUGUACACAGAGGCAGGAACCAGGCUCCCUCAGUGUGGUUUGCUGGCAACCUCACAGCAUGCACAUUCUUGUUACUCUGUACUCUGUUGUAUUUAUUAUAAACACCUAUGGGAGUGUUACUCUUUCAUAUUUAUUUGCUG
Ictalurus punctatus (channel catfish) is the source of this 5817-nucleotide messenger RNA. Its product is annotated as stereocilin. The coding region runs from base 1 to 5778 and encodes 1925 amino acids. Gene Ontology annotation, cellular component: stereocilium tip; cell surface; kinocilium. The record is from RefSeq and is a predicted model, not a curated record. NCBI's taxonomy places the organism in Eukaryota, Metazoa, Chordata, Actinopteri, Siluriformes, Ictaluridae. Gene Ontology annotation, biological process: cell-matrix adhesion. The transcript is spliced from 29 exons.